Messenger RNA from Candidula unifasciata, 531 nucleotides. The record is from the annotation of a GenBank genome assembly. NCBI's taxonomy places the organism in Eukaryota, Metazoa, Mollusca, Gastropoda, Stylommatophora, Geomitridae.
GAAGCAGAUGAUGGCCGAGUGAUGCCAGCAGAUCAACACGUACCCCCAAACACACCCUAUCCUUACAAUCCAUAUCCCCCACCUACCAAUCCAGCAUAUCCUCCUGGCCAUUAUGGGCCGCCACAGGGUUACUAUGGGAUGCAGGGAACUCAUUCUUCUACAACUGUCAUUGUGCAACAACCAGGGCAGCCACAGGUUGUGCCACCUCGUGGCUGGAGCUCGCAGUUAUGCGAAUGUGGCAGGGACUGGUCAAUUUGCUGUUGCGGACUAUUCUGUCUGUGCUGUUUGGAGACCAACGUGGCUCAAGACAUGGACGAGUCGUGCAUGCUGCCUUGCUGUGUCCCGGGCUGGCUCAUCACCCUCAGGACGAAGAUGAGGCUGCAAGAGAACAUCAAUGGCAGUGUGAUGGACGACUGCUGUCACGUCUGCUGUUGCUACGGCUGUAGCUUGUGCCAACUGGCCUACGAGAUUAAAGCGGUUAGAGAGCGUCGGCAGGCUGCAGCCACGGCCAUGAGGCAGAUCCAAGUGUGA